Messenger RNA from Cuscuta europaea, 1521 nucleotides. The record is from the annotation of a GenBank genome assembly. NCBI's taxonomy places the organism in Eukaryota, Viridiplantae, Streptophyta, Magnoliopsida, Solanales, Convolvulaceae.
AGGGCUCCUUGUCGCUAGGGUUUUGUUCUCUCCACUAUCGGUCCCCCGAAGAGUGGUCGUUGUUUUCGAUGGACCGUUGUCGGUUAGGUGUGCGAGUUGGCUGAGGUGAGGAGUGUGGCUUCCUUUUUCAACGGCUGGAAGCACAUUUCCGAGUUGCAGGGCAAAGCACGGGUUUUCCGCAGGCGGUAGUGAAGGUGUGGGGGUCCUGGGAAGCAGAGGAGGAGCUUUACUUCGAUGGAAGAUAUAGUAAACCAAUACAAGCGGAUGACUAUUUGGCGAGGAUAACGAAGAGUUGAUUUUCGACUAUGAUGAAGAUGGAGAGCAGACGACGAGUGAAGGGAAGGUGGUCUUCCCGGUGGUUGGUAUGGUACUCACAGAUCAGAAGAUCAAAUUUCAGAUUUUCAAGGAGCUAAUGGCAUACAUGUGGAGACCAGUUAAAGGUGUGUCGUUAAGGAAAUUGGUGAAAAGGGGUAUAUUUUUAUUUUUUACAUUAAUUUGGAUAUGAGACAUGUGCUAGAUGAAGGUCUGUGGUUGUUUGAGAGAAACUUGUUGCUCCUAAAAGAAAUCAAGGCGGAGGAUAUUCCUCUACAGAUCAGCCUAAAUGUGGCUGAAUUUUGGGUUCAGGUUCAUGAUGUGGCGUAUGAUUUUAUGAAUUUAGGAUCUGCUAGGAGAAUUGAUAACUAUAUUGGAAAUUUUAUUAAUUCUCAUGAAAACCAGUUUGAUGAAAAAUGGGAGGCUUAUAUGCGCAUUAGGGUUAGUAUGGAUAUUAGGAGACCCCUUAAAAAAGGAACGUUGAGAAAGGGGGUAUUAGCUAAUGGGUGAAUUUCAAGUAUGAAAAACUCCCUAAUUUUUGUUUUGUGGGGUGAAGACUAGUCCUGCCGGAGGAAACAAGCGGCUGGUUGAAGGGUCUUUUAGUACUGGUAUGGGUGUACCGCAGAAGAGUGAUAGUGAGGACACAGGAGGACAGGGCUGGAAGGAGGCUACUAUAGGGGCUGGAACUAGCUCUAUCAAGGAAGGAAAUUCAAUGAGUCCGGAAGAAAUGCCGAGAGAGAAGAAGCAUAGGAAAAUCUGGGAGGAAAAGGAACAAGAGUAUCCAGUAGGAGAGGAGAUGACACUUGAUAAGCACAAAAACGGAGAGGAGGCAGGUCUAGACCAGUAGAUCAACCGGAUUACUUGAAGAUGAUGGAUGGAUCGUUUGGUUGGCUUGUGGCAGUGCAUUUAAAAUUGGAGAAGAAUUUUUAUUUUUCUGCUUAUUUAGUUGUUGUUUUAUUUAAUCGGACUGUUUACUAUUUUGCUGUUUUGAUUUUUGAUCGUAAGACUCUUGCAUUAAGAUUGGGUGAUGUUAGGUCUACUUCAAAACGUCUUUGGCUCAGGUUUGCCCAUUAUAAGAUCAACGAGUUAUAUUGCUUUUUUGAAGGUGAUUAACUCUAAGUCUGGUUCGAGAGCUGACGGUUGUUUGUGGUUCCUAUAUUGUUUUAACCUCUUUCCGAAUGUUAAUGUUGUGAUAUCAGUAAAUAAAUC